AUGGCCAAAACAUCUACUGAAGAACUGAGAAAGGUUUUCAGCAAGUAUGCUUUGAAAGGAGGUGAUCCUAACCAAUUAUCGCAAUAUGAACUGAAAGUAUUAAUUGAGAAAGAAUUUCCAGGUGUAGCAAAGGCAACUGUUGAUGCCAUAUUCAAAGAGAUGGACAAAAAUAAUGAUGGAGAAGUCAAUUUUGAAGAGUUUGAGCCUGUUAUAACCAAACUAAUAGGAUGAAGCGAAUAAUUUGCCCUUAUAAGAAGAUGGAAGACCACUGCAACUUCUAGAAAGAAAGCAAAAUAAAACCAUAAAGAAAAAAACCGUAA
Rhineura floridana is the source of this 320-nucleotide messenger RNA. It is a transcript of the gene S100G, whose product is annotated as S100 calcium binding protein G. Gene Ontology annotation, cellular component: cytoplasm. Bases 1 to 231 code for a protein of 76 amino acids. The record is from RefSeq and is a predicted model, not a curated record. NCBI's taxonomy places the organism in Eukaryota, Metazoa, Chordata, Lepidosauria, Squamata, Rhineuridae. Gene Ontology annotation, molecular function: calcium ion binding. The transcript is spliced from 2 exons.